Brenthis ino (lesser marbled fritillary) is the source of this 681-nucleotide messenger RNA. The record is from the annotation of a GenBank genome assembly. NCBI's taxonomy places the organism in Eukaryota, Metazoa, Arthropoda, Insecta, Lepidoptera, Nymphalidae.
AUGUCGUUGGCGGACAAGAUAAAUAUGCUUAUGGCCCGGCCAGGGCCAGAAAAUGCCCAAAAAGAUGACGUUCCCUGGUGGAUGCGCUACGCUGCUCGAGGGUUGGGGACAGUUGGCAGUUCCAUCGCCAUAUUCAUGGGUCUAUUUAACUGCAUCAGUAUAAUAAUGAUGAAUGUGGACUGUUUGAUUGCGGGCGUGUGGCAGAUGCUGGCGGGUUUCCUAGUAAUUAUAAGCGAGGCUCCAUGCUGCUGUUUCUGUAUAGACUACGUACAGACAUUAUCAGAUAAGAUCGAGACCCGGCCGUACUGGAACAAAGCAGCCUUGUAUAUGGGGUUGGCGUUGCCCCCCUUCUUUAUGUGUUUCUUCAGCGUGAGCACGUGGUUGGGUAGCGGGCUGAUAUUCGGCACUGGCAUUCUAUACGGCAUGAUGGCGCUGGGAAAGAAGGGUACGCGGGACGACAUGGCCGCGAUGGCGGCGGGCGGCACCACGCCCCCCGGGGCUCCGCUGGCGGCCUCGCAGGACCACACCGUCACCCUCAUGGAGGACCCUGACGUAGGGUCAAUAGAUGACAUGAGGACGUCGGCUGCCAAUCUCGAAGCUGGUGUCGGACAGCCGACCACCGCGCCUAAGGCCAACCUGGUGACCAAUGAACAGCCCUUCAGCUUCACAAGACCCCCGCAA